Ceratitis capitata (Mediterranean fruit fly) is the source of this 1850-nucleotide messenger RNA. RefSeq names its product putative Dol-P-Glc:Glc(2)Man(9)GlcNAc(2)-PP-Dol alpha-1,2-glucosyltransferase (gene Alg10). The transcript has 5 exons. Gene Ontology annotation, molecular function: dolichyl pyrophosphate Glc2Man9GlcNAc2 alpha-1,2-glucosyltransferase activity. Gene Ontology annotation, biological process: protein N-linked glycosylation; dolichol-linked oligosaccharide biosynthetic process. Gene Ontology annotation, cellular component: endoplasmic reticulum. The record is from RefSeq and is a predicted model, not a curated record. Bases 196 to 1548 code for a protein of 450 amino acids. NCBI's taxonomy places the organism in Eukaryota, Metazoa, Arthropoda, Insecta, Diptera, Tephritidae.
UUUUUUUUCAUUUCCUUUGUGCGCAGUUGGCAAGUCAUCGGGUAAUUGCAUUUUGUUUCAUACAUCUCUUAUAACUUUCAUUUUCGUAAACAAAAGUACAAGUGUCAGUGAAUUUUCUUCUCUAUCCAACAUUUACAAAUAAUACCGUUGCUUAUUUGGCAUUCAUACGUUUUGUUUGUUUAAAAAGUGGCGGAUAUGCAGAAAUAUAUCUGGCCAGUAUUUUUGCCAAUAUUAUUCUUGGCCUGCUCUCUGCCGAUUUUUCUGCGCGUCUACGCCGCUGCGCCGAUUGUAAUCGACGAGGAAUUUCAUUUACGGCAGGGUCUACAUUUUUGCCAUAAACGCUUCGAUGUGUGGGAUCCCAAAAUUACCACCUUUCCAGGUCUCUACCUCGUAUCGUUGAUACUCAUACCAUUUGGCACUUGCACGGAAUUCGGCUUGCGUUGCAUAUCGCUUGCAGCUGGUACAUUGAAUGUACUCUUGCUGUAUAAAAUAAGAAGGCGUUUACUUGGCGGCGCACAUGGACAGCUGGCAGCGUUAGAUGCUCUUACUUUGGGGGUUUUACCACCGCUAUACUUCUUCAGUCACCUGUACUACACAGAUACGAUAUCGUUAACGACAGUGCUGCUAUUUUACUACUAUUGGCAUAAGGAGUCACAUCUGCAAGCGGCAGUGUAUGCUGCUGCAAGUGUUUUAAUGCGACAAACGAAUGUAGUCUGGAUUGGUAUGUGCUUCGGCAUAACUGCACUGGAUAUAUUAACCGGCAAUUAUGCGCGCUCCAAAGGCCUUAAGAAACAGCAAGUGAAUUUCCUUUACCCAAAGACUCUUUUUGCCAUGCUCACCUCAUAUCGCUUACUGGCGCGCAGCAUUUGGCAAAUUUUGCGUAAAGGCUGUUACUAUCUCAUCAUUAUUUUACCUUUUGUAUUCUUCGUAUUUCUCAACGGUUCUAUUGUGAUUGGCGAUAAGCGUGCGCAUGAAGCUACCAUACACUUGCCGCAGUUAUUCUACUUCAGCGUGUUUGCGCUAGUUUUCGGCAUAUCCAACACACUACAUGAAUUUCGUGCAACACUGCGUUGGUUAUCACGAGAAAAACUAAUUCUGCUCUUUCUAUUCGGCCUGUGCGUGCUGGUUGUUAAAUGGAAUACGCUUGUACAUCCCUACUUAUUGGCUGACAAUCGUCACUACACCUUCUACAUAUGGAAUCGUUUUUACGGCCGCUUUGCUUGGUUCAAAUACGCUAUGGUGCCAAUAUAUAUUUUCGCCUUGGCGCUGCUACACUCUGGUCUACAGCACAUGCGUACAAGCUUUAAACUGAUGUUUUGGUUAGCAGUAUGUUUGAUGUUGUGCUUCCAACGUUUACUAGAGCUACGCUAUUUCCUCAUACCAUUCGUAUUGUAUCGUUUGCACACACAGCCGCUGAUUAAAAGUCGUUGGGCCGAAUGGCUGGAGCUAGUUUGCUACGUGCUGCUCAAUGCGCUUACAUUUUAUAUAUUUUUAACCAAAGAAAUCAUGUGGCAGAAUUUUAAGGAACCACAGCGUAUUAUUUGGUAAAGCAGCAGUACCAAUGGAUAGAAGUAAAAAUUAAAUAAAAUUGAACGAGAUAAAGUGUUGUUGGACUCAUUGUAGGAAAACUUUUCUGCUGCUGGUGUGACAGUGCGACAAUUUGUUUUGUAAAUUUUCUCAAAAUUACAGUUAUUUGUGCCACACAGCCGCUGGCAGACACUAGUUAAACAUUUCAGUACUUAAGAUUUUGUGCAUACUUCACAAUUUUAAGCCGAAAUAUUCCUAUUUUGCAUAUUUUUUACAUGACAUGUCUGUAUGUAUUUUAUUAAAAUAAAAUAGCCACAAAAUUA